GUGUGUUUCCCAUCAGUGACGGAACAACAGAUGACUGUUACCGGUGUUUGCUGCACAGCCUUAUUUCCUAACGACACAGCGGAGAGGACGGAGCCCUGAACGCACCAGGACUUUAAAUCAGAGCACAAACUCUUCAUCUAUUCUAUCUACUGUGGCACAGAUAGGAUGGAAAACUGUGGUCUGCUUACACCUGAAAGAGAACAAGUUCCUCUAAAGAGCAUCGAGGUGGAGCUGCAGGUGAGGGACCAUGUAGCUACAGUGGUUUCCACUCUGAACUAUGAGAACAAGGAGGACAAACCAGUAGAAGCUGUUUUUGUCUUCCCUCUGCCUGGAGAUGCAGCUGUGUGUCAUUCCAGUGCAAAGGUUGGACAGACACAUAUUGUAGCUGAAGUGAAGGAGAAACAGCAGGCUCGAGAGGAGUAUGAUGAUGCUUUGAGCUCUGGUCUACAGACCUUCCUGUUGGAGGAGAGUGAUCAGAGUCCAGAUAUAUUCUCUCUGAGUGUGGGCAGACUUCCUCCAGGAGAGAGCGCCUCCAUCAGGCUGGAGUAUGUCACUGAGCUAACUGUGCAGGCUGAUGAUGGGCUGAGGUUCUGUCUGCCUGCUGUCCUCAAUCCUCGUUACCAACCUCAGGGUAGUGAAGACGUCAGUGUCCAGAUGACCUCAGUUCCAGCCUCUCUGGUUCCCUACAGUCUGUCCUUUUCUGCCAGAGUCUCCUCUCCUCGUCCAGUCUCUAAAGUAGAGUCCAGCUGUUCCCUGGAGCCUCUUCAGUACCUCAACACUGCUCAGACACAGGCCGUGGUUAAGUUGGCUGCAGGACAUAAAUUUAACAGAGACAUUGAACUUCUAAUUUAUUACAAAGAUGCCCACCAGCCCACUGCUGUGGUGGAGGCAGGACAGGCCUCUGCAGAGCCUGGUACUCUGAUGGGUGAUCCAGUGGUGAUGGUUAGUUUGUACCCUGAGCUCCCCCAGCCUGUGAUGUCUUCAUUCACCUCAUGUGGAGAGUUUGUGUUUCUACUGGACCGAUCGGAAAGUAUGAAACAUCCUAUAGGUGACAGCAGUAAACAGAGUCGCAUCAGCUGUGCCAGGGAUACGCUGCUCCUCCUGCUGAAGAGCUUAACCAUGGACUGCUAUUUCAACAUUUACAGCUUUGGAGACACUUAUGAGCAUAUUUUCCCUGAGAGUUUAAAGUACAGCCAGAAGACCAUGAAACAUGCUCUGAAAAAAGUUGCACAGAUGGAUGCUAAUCUGGGAGGAACAGAGAUACUGGAGCCACUCCAACAUAUUUACAGACAACGCUACAUUCCCAAACAGCCUCGUCAACUGUUUGUCUUCACUGAUGCUGAGGUGUGGAACACUAAAGAAAUUCUAGAUCUGGUGAAGAAAAACUCAGACUCACACAGGUGUUUCUCUUUUGGGAUUGGUCAAGGAGCCAGCUCAGCCCUCAUUAGUGGGAUGGCCCUGGAGGGAGGCGGUCAUGCUCAGUUCAUCACAGGGACUGACAGGAUGCAGCCAAAAGUGAUGCAGUCACUGAAAUUAGCUUUACAGCCUGCUGUGGAAGACAUAUCGGUCACAUGGGCGUUACCAAAGGGAGUGUCAGCCAGUGUCCUCUCUCCACCAAUCAAAGGGUUUUUCCAAGGACAUCGGUCAUUGAUUUAUGCCCAGCUCACUGGACAAGGUUCAGAGGCAGAAGAGGGAUAUGUGAUGGUGAAGUACAGCAUUGCGGGUCAUCCCUGUCAGGAAAAACAGCUCUUCAGUCUCCAGCCUGCCAGGAACUCUGGGCCAGAAACAGAUUCGUAUCAGCCAGAGGAGGUGCCGUGCUCUGGAUUAACCAUCCACAGGUUGGCUGCACGCACUCUGAUUCGCUCCCUGGAGUUGGAGGACAGGGAAGACAAAGCAGAGCCUGAUGAAGAAGUAAAAAAGAAAGUGGUGGAGCUCAGUGUCCAAUCAGGAGUGAGCAGUGCCUUAACCGCCUUCAUCGCUGUCAACCAAAGCAGCGGUGAGGUGAUACAUGGACCGCUGGUCCGCAGAGACCUUCUAAACGCCAGUUUAUGUGAAGACCUUUUGCUUCGUGGUUCGCUGUUUGAUUACUGUCUCAAAGACUCAUACAGUAACAACAGCUGGACAUCUGUAAAGAAGAAACUAAUAUCAGCUUUCAGAAAAACUGGCUUUAGCUUUAAAAAACGUCAGACCAACUCACCUCAGAGCAAAGACACUGGCUUUGCGAAGGAGCCACUGCUGCAGCUUGUUUCCCUGCAGGAGGCCUCUGGCUGCUGGAGGCUUGAUCCAGAUCUGGCCGCUGCUCUGGGGAAAACCAAAGUAGAGGUGGAAAAAAACAAGCCUGAAUCGGCCACCAAGGAAGUGUGGGCCACCCUUCUGGCUCUAAUCUGGCUUCAUGGUUUUAAGGUGAAUACAAAGGAGGAAUGGGAGCUUCUGGCUUUGAAGGCUGUGUCAUGGCUCCGUGUUCAGAGAGGAGCAUGCAUGAGCGAGUGUGUAGAAGCUGGAAAUGCAUUGCUGGGUUGUUGUGUGCAGAAAGAUGCUCUUGGAUUCUAGGGUUCUCACUGAAGUGACCUCUGCUUCACGAUUUGUGCAUAGAUGCUUUACCCCACUUUUGUAUUACACUUCACCAUCACUUCUAUACUUCAUCCAUAAACUUCUCCUGUUUUUUAAAUAUUGCUUUAUAUUUAUAACAUAUUUAUUCAAAUUUUAACCUGAAUAAAUAUUUCAUAUGACUAUAUCAACAUUUCAUGUCUCUCCUCUGUUAACAAACCUAAAACUGAAUGUAAGAUUAGUAGUUAAAUGAACUUUUUCACUGAAGUGCGGCUUUGUGGUUGUCACAUGUCCUGCGAGCUUUUUGUGUAAAGAUUGACUGCACUGAUAAGCAGGCAACUUGUUCUUUUUUUAACUUAUCUUUCUUUUAAUCAUUUUAAUGUAAUUUAUUAUUUUAUUGUGAUUAUGUGUUGAUGCCUUUUACUAUUUCUAAAUAUCUG
Molecule: messenger RNA, 2987 nt
Organism: Melanotaenia boesemani (Boeseman's rainbowfish)
Lineage: Eukaryota; Metazoa; Chordata; Actinopteri; Atheriniformes; Melanotaeniidae
Product: von Willebrand factor A domain-containing protein 5A-like
Exons: 20
Coding region: 166-2550 (794 amino acids)
Source: RefSeq, a predicted model, not a curated record